GGGUGAUGCUGAGCCGGGGCGGCUGAGUCAUUGCCAAGCGCAGGCCGGUCCGCGGUUCCAGCGAGAGCCCGCCGCGCCAGCGACCGCCCGCCGACUGCAGGGCCACGCAGGAGCCGAGCGAGCGCUGCGCGGUGGACCGUCGUCGCUGUCACUCUGGACGCGGAAGUGCACUUUCUAGGUUUGCCUUAAAAUAAGGUGUAUUUGGUCAAGUUCAGCGGAGAUUCCCCUUCCUGUCCGAGCGCGGCGGUGCUGACACAGCCUCGGUGCGUACUUGCCAGGAGGACCGCGGGUGCAGGGCAGCCCCGCAAAGGAGACAGUUUCCGGGACUCCGGGCCCCGAAAAUUGUCAGACUCGCACCUAGCCUGCGAAGACUGUGGCUGUGGGAAUCCCAGCCAUCUACCUGAGCAAUAUGAAGAUUUUAUUUGUAGAACCUGCCAUUUGCCUUAGUGUAUUCGCUAUGACUUUGACAUCUCCACUAACUACACAAUACGUGUACAGGCGAAUAUGGCAGGAAACAGGCAACUACAGUAUCACACCCGACGGCAAUAUUUCUGAGUGUGCGAAAAACAAAAGCAGCCCAAUUUUUGCAUUCCAGGAGGUAAGAAAUUUAAAUAUCCUUCAUAUGAAAAGGGAAUGUGGGAAAAAAAAAAAAAAGAAAAGGGGGAGUUCCUGUUGUUGCUCAGUGGGUUAAGAACCCACUAUGAGGAUGCAGGUUCGAUCCCUGGUCUCACUCAGUGGGUUAAGGAUCUGGCGUUGCCUCGAGCUGUGGUGUAGGUCUCAGAAGAGGCUCACAUCUGAUGUGGCUGUGGUGUAGGCUUGUAGCUGCAGGUCCGAUUUGACCCCAAACCUGGGAACUUGCAUACGCUGCAGGUGUAGCCCAAGGAGAAAAAGGGGGGAGGGACGUUUUAAAGGAAAGAGGAUGUUUCGCUUUUCGUCUAUUGAUCCCUCAAGGGUCACCCUAAAAUCCCUAAGUCCCAAACCAAGAGCCUUUAUUCAGUUCUCAUCCUGUUUGAAGCUUCCUGACCCCUUUAAUCCGCUUCCACUACUCACAACCUCCUUCUUCUGCGACACUCCCUUCAGAAGAUUUUAGCACAGUCCCACCUCCUCUGUGGCUGUCUCCUUCCUCCUUCCCUACCUGGAGCCUGAAAGUGGGACAGGGCAGGCUGGAGCGCGUAUGGACAGGGCUGGGGGGAAACUGGUCUCUGCCUUUCCCUUGCCCACUUCCUCCCCACCCCUCCCACUGUGUGGCAUGACCCCAUUUUCAAUGACCCUGAACAGUGUGGCCCUGGGCGUGUCUGCCAUGCAGUGGGAGUGGCAUUUGUCAUUCACGGUCUGGUGUUAUCAAGUCAGCUUUGACCUCCAAGCCCUGAGGAGCAGCUAUGUAAGGACAGAUAGGGUGGGGGGCACCCACUGCUGCUCUGAGAAUGCUGACUAUGUCCACCCAGAUAUUCCAGAGCCUUUCCUUGUCUCUCUCCAGCCUCCUUCCCCAGUUUUUUAUUUGUUUAAAACAGGAGGUACGUCACCAGUUUCCUGUUCCCUUAGGCAAUUUUUGGGUUUUUUGGGGGGGUUUGGUUUGUGUUUUUACGGUCUCACUGAGGCAUAUGGAGGUUCCCACCCAGGCUAGAGGACGAAUUGGAGCUGCAGCUGCCAGCCUACACCACAGGUGCAGCAAUGUGGGUUCUGAGCUGCAUCUGCAACCUACAGCACGUCUCACAGCAACACCAGAUCCUUCACCCACUGAGCGAGGCCAGGGAUCACACCUGCGUCCUCAUGGAUGUGAGCUGUGGUGUGGUCACAGAGGAGGCUCAGGUCCUGCACUGCUGUGGCUGUGGUGUAGGCUGCCAGCAGCUGCAGCUCUGAUUCGACCCCAAGCCUGGGUACUUCCUUAUGCCACAGGUGCGACCCUAAAAAGCAAGACAAACAAACAAACAAAAUCAAUUGUAUGUAAGACUGUAAUGUGUUAAACUUCUUAGUGUUAUCCCGUUUUUAUUUCUCCUUCCCACGUAACAAAUAUACAUAUUUACAUACAUAUUGGAAAGCAAAAUAGUAUUAUGAAUUUCAGGGCACAAUUAGAAGAAUAAACUGAACGAUUUUGCUUAUAUUUAACAUUUUGAAAGUCUAUUUGGAUGAAGUCUUACUUUUCAACCCAUUUGGGGUUAAGGUAUAUGUGAAAUAUAUUCAUACAGAUAUUGAUCUGACCUAUUUUCAAAUCUUCACAUUCUCUAAGCUCUGGGACUGAGGUACACCUGCAUAUUUCUCUUGGGCAAUGAGAUGAAGCUCGAGAAAGCCUCUGAACAAAACGGCAAGGCUGCGGAAGGAAGCUCUUGGCUAAGGGGGAGAGGUGGGAAUUCCAGGAUGUCUACUGACUUUUGUGGAGGAGGGAGGUUUUAAGGCCUUCACCGCUCCCUCCUUCCCUGUAAAUGACUGGUUUGGAAGUGUUACCCUGCCCACUGUGGCCUCUUCACUGCAGGCAGCCUUCAAAACAGGGACUCUGCUGUUGGGAGGACAGUUUUUAGGGUUACCCAACAGAUCAUGAAGUUGGUCUUGCUCAGGAAUUUAUUUAGAAACCUUUUUAUUAACUACAUCAUCGCUCGGUACCCACCAGUAAAGAAGACUUUCCAGUCCUUUGGAAUUAAUACAUACGUUUUAGCUUGUGACAUGGUGACUUCCUUAAAAUGGAUAGCACGUCCCUUGGUUUAUCCCUGUCUCAGGACAUUGUCCUUCUGUUCUGUCUUGUAUAGGAAAUGGCAUUUUUUUAAAACUCUGAUUUCUCCCAUCUACGCUUAUGGAACAUACAAUUGUAAUCCUCCAGAGUUUCAAAUGAACAGACAUACUAGAAUUUCAGUCUCGCAUUGACUCAUGAUUGAAACAUGCUUUGAUUCGUCUUUGUUAAAAUCUGUAUUUCAGAACAUGGGUUGCAGACGAGGGGAGCCAUCCGUGUACGAUUGGGUUGGGAUAACAGUCGACAGAAAGGAGAAGAUGGGACUCGGGUGAGGGUGUGGCAGUGGGAGGAGGAAGCCCACACCGGGGCAUCUGGUUGAGGAGUUGACUAAAAGAGAAGUGUUUCAUGUCUUUGCUUAUUCAACAAAUACUGACUUGGUGGCUUCCAUAUCUAUAGGAGCACAAAGAUUCCAUCAAGAAAUCGGAUCUCGGAGUUCCCGUCGUGGUGCAGUGGUUAACGAAUCCGACUAGGAACCAUGGGGUUGUGGGUUCGGUCCCUGGCCUUGCUCAGUGGGUUAAGGAUCCGGCGUUGCUGUGAGCUGUGGUGUAGGCUGGAGGCUACAGCUCCGAUUGGACCCCUAGCCUGGGAACCUCCAUAUGCCGUGGGAGUGGCCCAAGAAAUGGCAAAAAGACAAAAAAAAAAAAAAAGAAAAGAAAAAGAAAUCGGAUCUCUAGCAAAGAGGAAACAGCCGGAGGUGGUUAAACACCGACUGUACAGGGUCCUGUGUGAAGCACCUUUUAUUUACUUUAAAUUUAUGUCUGCGGACAGCCUGCAAGAUAGGGAACGGUUGUCCUUCCCUCUUGUCAGAUGCAAAUGCUACAGAGAUCAGUAACAGGGUCAGGAUCACAGCAGCACGCACGUUGCAGGGCCUGUUUUACUUGAUGAUUCAUUCGGUCAGUCUGUGCAGCCCCCACCCUGGAAGCAGUGUCCUUGGAGCUGGUGAUCCCGCGGUGAGAGGACAAGGCUCCACCCGGCCUGGGAACUCAGGCUGCAGUAGGGACGUCUUGCAAUGCACAGACCCAUCAAAGGUCAUGUCUUGUCAAGGAGUGGGGAGUCUCUAAGGAAAGAUAGAGGGUAAGCGGCUAGAACCUUGCGUGGGAGUUGGUGGGAUUGCUUUGGAUUGAACGAUGGUCAUGGAAGUCCCCUCUGAGGGGUGGCUCUGAACUGAGGAAGUGAGCUGUGUGACAGUCAGGCGGGGGAGCCGCACAUGCAAACCAGGUGAAAACCAGUGGGAGUUGUCGUUCCAGCUGGCACCCAUGGGACCAUCGAGAAGGAAGUUCAGAAGAAAGUGUCUCUUUUUAAUCUGCAGAUGGACAUGAGCGGGUUAAUUCCUGGUCUCCUGUCUACAUUCAUACUUCUGUCUCACAGCGACCAGAGAGGUCGAAAAUUCCCUUUGAUCCUGUCUUCUGUGGGUGCGCUUGCACACAGCACUUGGCUCUGUCUGCUUUCCUAUUUUGCUUUUCCCAUCCACCUUUUGAUUGCAUCGACCUUCAUCAGUGCACUUUUCGGCAAUUACACGACGUUUUUGGGAGCUUCUUUUGCCUACAUAGUUGAUCAGUGUAAAGAAAAGAAACAAAGAACAAUUCGAAUAGCUAUAAUUGACUUCCUGCUUGGCAUCGUCACUGGAUUAACAGGAUUGUUUUCUGGCUAUUUUAUUAGAGAACUAGGUUUUGUGUGGUCCUUUUUAAUCAUUACUAUGGCUGUCACUGUUAACUUGAUUUACAUUUUAUUUUUUCUUGAGGAUUCCAUGAAAGAGUCUCCAUCUCAGAAUGUUUCUAUAUCGUGCACCGAAGGCUUAAAAAAUCCAUUUUACCGAACUUACAUGCUUUUUAAAAAUACUGCUGGUGAGCAACGAUCUUUGCUGUGCUUGUUGGUUUUUACGAUGAUUGCUUAUUUUUUCGUGGUAAUUGGCAUUUCCCCUAUUUUUACGCUUUAUGAACUGGAUUCACCACUCUGCUGGGAUGCAGUUUUAAUAGGUUAUGGAUCAGCUUUGGGUAGUGUCUCUUUUUUCAGCAGUUUCCUAGGAAUAUGGCUUUUUUCUUAUUGUAUGGAAGAUAUUCACAUGGCCUACAUUGGCAUUUUUACCACCAUGGUGGGAAUGGCUAUGACUGCUUUUGCCAAGACAACACUGAUGAUGUUUUUAGUCAGGCUGCCGCUGCUUUUCACUAUUGUGCCGCUCUCUGUUCUACGGUCCAUGAUAUCGAAAGUGGUUCGUUCUACUGAACAAGGCAGCCUGUUCGCUUGUCUUGCUUUCUUAGAAACACUUGGCGGAGUCAUUGCAGUUUCUGCUUUCAACGGAAUUUAUUCAGUCACCGUUGCUUGGUACAAAGGCUUUGUCUUUCUGCUCUCUGCUGUUUUAUUACUAAUUCCGACCAUCAGUCUAUGCAUUGUCAAGUGCAUCAGUAGGAAUGCGGGAAGCUAUGUCCUUCUUAUACAAGAAGAAUCCAAUGAAGACACCUCAGACAGAUGAUUAACUGUGAUUAAAAAAACAACCCCUCAAAUGCGCAUACAUACACUUUGACUUCUGCAGGAUGUGAACUAGCUCCACAAUCAAUAAUUCAUGAACAAUCAAUGCUGCCAGUCCUUUCUUCUAAACUGAACAGAGAAGUAGUCCCCAGCUCUAGUUUCUUACAGAACCAUGCACUUUGAGCACUUUAUGAAGACAUGGGAUAUAUUUCCAAAACAAAGAAGAAUAGAUCUCAAGACCCUUCCCACGUGGGGAUUUACCAAAGAAACGGAAAUGUAUGGGUAUCAUGCAGGACUAAGAAAUGUGAUCCAAUAAUCAAAGCAAUAAUCUCCCUGAUCUGCUCGUCUCUCAGAUUGAGACCAAGAACUCUGCUUGCCUUGGCUGCUUCAUCUGCAAAAUGGGUUUCUGACCUCUCUCAAGGAUUUUGAAGGUAUAACUGUUGAACAUCAUGAUGAGUCAUUCAGUGAUAGGAACAUGAUAGAAGCUUGAUAUUUAUAGUAUGAAUUCACCUCUGCUUGGGUAACACUUGGUUUUACAGAGCCCGUCCAGGUGUCAGGGAUAGUCAAAGUUUUCAGUAGCUAAAAGCUACUUCCUUUAAAAAGGAAGUGCUUUAAUGAAUACUGUUUUCACUUUUCUAAUAUGUUUCAGCAUUGACGGGCAUGACAAUAUUUCUAUAAGUAACACAGGGGUGACUGGGAAAAAAAAAGAUUGUAACUGGUUUCUAAGGAAACGUAAAAACGGAGGAAACAGCCAAUCAGGAUGUAACGUAAUUCGUAUUUACAGAACCAACACUCAUUCCUUCUUUCUGCCCAAAGGUAUCCAUUUCUUACUGCCCCACCCUCAUCCCGGGAGCCCCCCGAGUCCCUGACUACCCACACCCUCUCCUGCCUCCUGUCUGCACACAGUGUUCCACCGGGCCUCCCCCUUCACUGAAACUUUCAAGUCUCAGCCAAAGCACAGCUUCCUCCGUGUGGCCUUUGGGACAUUUCUACCUCGCCCCACUCCCCCAGGUCCCUGCAGGGCUUCCACAGCUCUCGUGUCCUGCCAUCCUAGCACUUGCCCUCAUCUUGGAACUUUUGUCUCCCUACUGGACAGCGAGCACCUCAUUAUCCCCUUAGGAAGAGCUGAACGAAAUGACUACAGAAUUGUGUCAUCACUUGGAAAAGUUAUUGAAAGCUGUAUAUUUAAUGCAUUAUGAGAGGAAUCAACAAUAUCAUGCCAUAAUCAUUAGGCCAGCCUUGCAAGUAAGCGGGAAAAUGUGCUGGCCCGUAUGCAUGUUCAACUGGUGUGUGGUACUUUCACAGGUCUUUCCAUCUCUCCCCUUUUCUAAGGGUCCAUAUGUGAGAAGACAGAUGUCCUGAAGUACAUCUAAAUGAUUAACUCCCUUGGAAUCUCUUGAAAGUAGAAUCUUGCUUCAUAGCAUUGCUUGCAGCUUUUUCCUGUUAUCCGUGAUUGCCUGACUAGCAAAUGGCACUCAUAAUUUAAAAUACUAGAAACCUUAUUUCCAAGACCGUUCCUUUUAGGGUUAGCUAGUGUCUUCUGAGCUAUUCUCAGACGGAUGGACUGAUUUGCAUUUUACUUCCCUUUCAACACUCUUCCCAAACCAAAAGUAAAAGCACUUCACUGUUUACAGAAUGCUUUCCACAUCAGCUGGUUUUAUGCGCCUCAUAACCCUGCAAAGUGGAUCUUCAUUUUCCUCCUUUUAUAGACAAGGAAGGCAAGCCUCAGACUCAACCUGACUGUGCUUAUUCAGCCACCGCUAAGCCAGGGUCAGACAAAGUGGGUUUGGCACGGCUGCGGUUCUUCACGGCCAAGGUUAACAAUGACAGAUCACAAACCCAGCAUCGAGAACUGGAUCACAGGAGAGGCGGAAGUGCCCCCUGAAAAACACAUUAGCACUCUCUGUACCCAAUUGCCUACAAGCUUGUCUGUCUUUUGUUUUGUUUUGUUUUGUUUUUGCUUUUUAGGGCCGCACCUGUGGCAUAUCAAAGUUCCCAGGCUAGGGGUUGAAUCCAAGCUAUAGCUGCUGGCUUACAACACAGCCACAGCCACAGCCAAGUGGGAUCUGAGCCAGGUCUUCGACCUACACCACAGCUCAUGGCAAUGCCAGAUCCUUCAUUGCACUGAGCAGGGCAGGGAUCGAACCUGCAUCCUCAUGGAUACUCUUUGGAUUCGUUUUUGCUGUGCCACAACGGGAACUCCAAGCUUGCCUUUUUGAGGUUAGAUAAGGUCUUAACAAAGUCCCUUCCAGCUCACCCUUCCCUGAUUUCUUUCUUUUUUUUUAUCUUUUUGUCUUUUCUAGGGCCACUCCUGCGGCAUAUGGAGGUUCCCAGGCUAGCGGUCUACUCAGAGCUGUAGCUGCCAGCCUACGCCAGAGCCACAGCAACACCAGAUCUGAGCCACGUCUGCAACCUACACCACAGCUGACGGCCACACCGGAUCCUUAACUCACUGAGCGAGGCCAGGGAUCGAACCGGCAACCUCAUGGUUCCUAGUUGGAUUCGUUAACCACUGCGCCAUGACGGGAAGUCCCCUUCCCUGAUUUCACACAUUCCACCUGCACUGAAGAGCACACAGACGGAAUGGUUUAAUAGGGUGGGAGGGUUAACAGUUUCCCCACCAAGCAAAAACUCUUUGAGGUGCAGUAAGAGUGUCUGGGGACUGGGCUGAGGUGGCCUAGGGUAGAAACACAGCCUGACUGGGCUAUGCCAUCUCUGGAGUGUCUGUCCCAAGAGGUGGUUCUCGCUGAGGAGACUAGAGAAGCACCCAGACUGCUGGUUGGGGGGAGAGGAGGUGGCCAUGACCCCAUAGGGGCGGGGAGGAGCUACUAUCUAAUCUCCUGGCAGGUGACCUGGUUACUUAAUUAGCUGAACAAAGAAUAUCAGUGGAAUGACCUGUUUUUAUGGAGUCCACAUAAAUGAGGAACCAAAAGGAAAAACAUGUUUGCAUCCAGUGCUGUACAAGAGGGACUCGACAGACCACACCUGGUAGAAAUAACCACUGCCAUCACUAGGGAGGGUGUAAUGCUGCUUCUUGGAGGCGGGACCAUUCGCUAGGAUUCUCCAGAGCCUACGCUGCACAACCUAAAAAUCCGUUGCUGUACUCUUCUGCUCACUCAGUAAUCCUCGGGUCACUCAUUCAGCAUCCAAAAAUCUUGCUAAUGAGAAUAGAGGGCCCUGGGUUCAGUUUCUUCAAGAAAUGUCUGUGUAUCAGAACCAGCUAAGGAGUUUUUAAAGAAAUCUCCGGAGGUCCUGAUUCAGCUGGUCUGGAGUGGGGUCUCAGAAUCUAUUACACAGACCUCUCCAGGUGACUGAUACCCAUUCAGAUCUGGAAACUACUGCCCUGGAUAAGGGCUUCUCAUCCCCAGAUGCACAUUCAAAUAAUCAGCGUGGGAUGGGCAGUAAAACAAACACAAAUACUAAGCCUUAUCUUAGGCCAGUGGCUCUUGGUCUUGGCUGACAGGCAGAACCACCUGGAAGCUUUAACACCACCAACGCCCAGGUGCCAGCCAGGCCAACUAAAUCAGAAUCGCUGGGAGUGGGAGGUGGACAUAGUGUUUUUUCGACUGUUCUCCAGGUGAUUCUACUAUGUGGCCAGGGUUGAGAACCACCGCUCUAGAUCGGGAGUCAGCAAGCUUUUUCUGUAAACGGCCAGAGAGCCGGAAUGUAAAUAUUUUUGGCUUUGUGGGCUACAUGGUCUGUCACAGCUACGUACUUAACCUGCUGUCGUAACACAGGCAUCCUAGACCAUGCACAGGUGACUGCAUGUAGCUCUGCUCCAAUACACAGAACAUGCAGUGAGCCCACCCCUGGGCCAGGGCAGGAACCUGCUGAACCCCUGCUCUCCGUGGGGGACACACAUUUUGGUCACUGGAGAGAUACGUCCCUCAUUGUAACUACUGGGGUUUUAGAUUACAGAAUACACACAAUAGUGUAAAUAUAUAAAACCCUCUUACAGCGCCAGGUUCAGUUCAGGCGUGAAAGACCAGUCUUAUUUGGUGUGAGGUGGUCCCUUGAGUCAGACUGAUGCUGGCUGCACUGAGAGAAGUUUCUGGACCUAGCAAGCUUCAGGUCAUUACUUAGGUACUGCUGGCCUGGGAAUGACGGAGCUAGAGUGUGAUCAAGAUGGCACCUAGCCCAGAUGGUUUCACUGCCACACAUUUAAGGAACAAACAUAUCACUUCCACACCAUGUUUCCAGAAAACAGAAGCAGGGAACCCCUUCCCAGCUUGUUUUCUGAGGUUGGCAUUAUCCUGAUACAAACACAGACAAAGAAACGACAAGAAAAGCAAACUACUGUUAAGAAAUAAUUUAAAAAGCCAAGUUAGGUGAUACCAACUUUAACACUUCAUGAAGGGGACACUCUCCAUUUGAGAAGUGCAAAACAGGGUGGAAGGCAUGAAGCUUUGAUGGGGAAAAAAAAAAAAAAAAAA
Molecule: messenger RNA, 9621 nt
Organism: Sus scrofa (pig)
Lineage: Eukaryota; Metazoa; Chordata; Mammalia; Artiodactyla; Suidae
Source: RefSeq, a predicted model, not a curated record